Diorhabda carinulata is the source of this 3403-nucleotide messenger RNA. RefSeq names its product facilitated trehalose transporter Tret1-like. The record is from RefSeq and is a predicted model, not a curated record. Lineage: Eukaryota; Metazoa; Arthropoda; Insecta; Coleoptera; Chrysomelidae. Gene Ontology annotation, cellular component: membrane. The coding region runs from base 121 to 1551 and encodes 476 amino acids. Gene Ontology annotation, biological process: transmembrane transport. Gene Ontology annotation, molecular function: transmembrane transporter activity. The transcript is spliced from 2 exons.
AAAAAUGGAUUCUGCUGAACAGAAACAGUCGAUGUCGAACUCUAGUAGAUCAUUUUUAAUCUUAAACUGCUAAAGUGGUUUCACGUUAAUUACCGUAUAUUAUUAAAACAUAAACUAAUCAUGUCAAACGAAGAUAGUUUUCUACAUUUAGUAAAAUGUACUUAUCCUCAAAUGAUUGCUGCAAUUACAGGCACGCUAUUUGCGAUCUCAGACGGUAUGACGUAUGGAUGGAGCGCUCCCUAUAUUCCAUACCUUAUUAGUGACGUAAGUCACAUCAAAACUUCUAAACAUGAGGCUGAACUGCUGGAAACAUUUUUUCUAUUAGGAUCAUUUUGUGGUUUACCGCUCACCAUUUACUUGGUUGAUAAAAUAGGAAGAAAAAAAUCAUUACUACUAGCUUCAUUAGUUGUGUUGUUAGCAUGGAUAGCUAUAGCACUAGGAAACAAUAUGAUUUACAUUUUCGUAGCUAGAUUUUUUUGUGGAAUGUGUGGAAACAUGGCUUUUGUCGCGGCACCUUGCUACAUAGCUGAAAUAGCAGACUCCAGAAUUAGAGGGUUUCUAUCUAGUAUUAUUUAUGUGAUGAUGCUAUUAGGUUGUUUGAUAGUUUAUUGCGUGGGUCCUUAUCUACCUUUCUAUGUACCUUCUAUAAUUGGAGGUACAGUUUGCUUAAUUGAAUUACUGGUUUUCUCUAGAGUACCUGAAAGUGCUAUGUACCUAUUAUCUAAAAAUAGACCCGAGGAGGCCUUAGAAUCUAUAAAGUAUUUUAAAUCCUACUGCGAGACUACGAAAGAACUGGAUGAUAUUAAGGCAGUUUUGGAAAAACAGCAAAAUGAAAAAGGAAACUUUUUGGAUUUGUUCAAAGUUACUAGUAAUAGAAAAGGUAUCGUGAUUAUGACUGUCUUGAAUGCCGGUCAACAUUUAUGUGCCUAUUCAGUAAUUCUCAUGAAUUUACAUUCAAUUUUGGAAGCAGCUGGUAGCAUAUAUAUGGAUCAUAAUCAUGCUGCUAUAUUAUUUGCUGCUUUGAUGUUACUAGCCGUAAUAUUUGCUUCACUUCAAAUAGAUAAUUAUGGGAGGAAAGCGUUACUGAUUUUCUCCAGUAUAUUAACUGGAAUUUGUUUAUUGAGUAUUGCGAUCUAUUUCAAUUUGAAAGAGUAUGAUUAUGAUGUGUUAAGUGCUAGCUGGAUACCAAUAGUUUCAAUAAUGGUAUAUGCUUUAGUCUUCAAAGUGGGUGUAGGCAUAGUACCAAUAGUAGUGACAGCUGAGAUUUUUCCAACAAAUCUUAAAGCUAUUGGAAUGACUUUGUCUGAUGCUAUGUUUAUAGUUGGAGGGUUGAUUGCUAUCAAUUUGUAUCAAAGCAUAGCAAAUAACUUUGGUAUUUUCAUCCCUUUUUAUAUUUUUGGAGCAUUUGCAAUAUUUAUCACAUUCUUCACUAUAUUUUUUGUUCCCGAAACGAAAGGAAAGAGUUUAGAUGAAAUUCAAUCAAUUCUCAAAGGAGAGAAACCAAACAGUAAAACUUAUACUCUGGAAAAUACUGCCUCGGUAAAUUUCUAAAAUAUUUUGUAUGUUAGAAUACAAUUAGAACAUACAAAUGACAUUAGCUCUACUACCAGUAUACUUCAAUUCAUAUAUAUAUAUAGAGAAAUUAAAUUUUUAGCCAUUUCCAAAAAAAUUUACCAAAGAAUUAUUGAUGAGAGGAUAUGAACAUUCUGCUAACCUUCCUAUCUUUUCUGGAUUAGACAGUAAAAUUUGCAUUGUGUGAGUUCUGAAGAAUAUUAAUCUAUUUUUUGAAACUUGAUAUGUGAUCAAUUAACCUAAAUGCAGUUGGGCCAUGAAAUGUAUUUUGAAAGAGGUGGAUAUUGAAUGGGAUGUUCAAAUAACUUCACAUGAUAUAACUAGAUAAUACUGAAGUGUCUACAUUCACAAUAUCCAGUUAAAUAACAAUAUACAAGGUUUAUUGUUUUCUGGAAUUGAUAGUUUUGUCUAAUAUAAUAAUAUAAGACAAUGAAUGUAUAUCCAGUGACUAAUAAAAUUCAUGGUCAAAUAAAACAUCAUGAAGAUCUGAAGGGAGAAUUUGCGUUGAUAUUUUGUAAAGAGAACGUUGCUUAGUAGAAAGGGUUCAGUUAAAAUGACACGAAAACAUCUUUAUUUAACCUUCUCUGGCUGUGGUAUUUUAUGUAUAAUGUUCAAGAUAUACGUUACUGAUACGUGAUGAAAACAGGUUAAUAUAUUCACAAAAUCACAAAAUAAGAAAUUGAUUGAUAAGAGUUGAAUAAAGAGCAGAAAUGAUUGCAUGUGUUUGGGUCCCUAGAUAUAUUAUUUAAAGAAAUUAAUGUCAACGAUGGUAAAUUGCAAUGAGAUGCCAUAGAAAAAAUUUGAUGGAGGUGAUAGAAGCGGAUAAGUUUACUUCGAUAUAUUCAAUACUCAAAGGGUAGUAUGUGUAUAAGUAUUCUCAAAUUUAUGAACAUGUGACAUAAGUAAAAGCUUUUAAUUUCUCUUAAUCUCUCUUAAACCUAAGUGUUCCACUGAUCAUUUAUAUUUGGGCUUAUUUCUAUGUCAAUAAUGAUCCAAUUGAUUUCAUCAUAUCAAAGAUACUAUCUUCAUUAUUCUAAAUAUUUUUUUCUACAAGUUUCUAUUUAACUCUACUAUACCUUCUUCUUAAAUAAGGUGUGAAAUAUCUGACAAAUUACUAUUCUCUUAUCUACUAUCUAGUACUAGACCAACAGUCAUAAUUAGUAAAGGUACAUUGUGUACUGGUCUUUCGAUACCGCGGUCAUAGAAACAUUUUGAAAAAAAUUUAACUGUGAGUGUUAUUUUAGUGUUAGGAGUAAAUAGUGUGUUCAGGAUUAAUUAUAGAUUCCAGAUUUUCUAGUGUAUCAAUCUUCUAUAUCUAUUUCAAUUGAGUUAUAAUAUAAUAACUGAAAUUGAAUACCUAACCAUUUUUACAAUUAACUAAAUGGAAAGAAGAGUUUAUCAGACAAGCUGUUAUUACCAAUUAACUAUAUUAACUAUAAUUAAAGAAGACAGUGGUAUGAGAUUUUUAUUUUGUAUCCAUUUCAACUGUAUUUUACAUUCAUUUAUUGUCACCAAUAAAAAAUAUCUUGUAUAUGAGUAGUUCAAAUUCUAAAAUAAAAACUGUCAACUGAAAUGAAAUUUAAUUGAAUAAUUAUGUUUAUGUUUUUGAUUUCAUUGAUCAUUGCUAAGAAAUUCCAGAAAACCGAUGACCUUGUUAUUUUACGUUAAUUGUUAAUUGGUUACACCGUUUAAAUUUUGAAAAGGGUCGACUAGUAUGUUUUUAAAUUAUUAUGAACUCAUGUUUUCUAUUAUGUUACUAUUUCUCAACUUUUUCACAAUGUCACUAUUAGAUUUAUUAUGUAUCUGUUCACAAUAAAUCUCAUAUAUUUUG